Messenger RNA from Symbiodinium sp. CCMP2592, 4362 nucleotides. Lineage: Eukaryota; Dinophyceae; Suessiales; Symbiodiniaceae. The record is from the annotation of a GenBank genome assembly.
AUGACCUCAGAUGAGCGUCAGUUUUUAUACGAGGCCAUCCUCACACAUGAGGACGUAGAUUUGGCAGUCCAGAAAAUCAACAUGUAUUGCGAACACGCAAGAAGCAUGUUCGAAAAGGACCAUCCAGGCGUAGAUCCAUACAGCCUUGAUGAUAUCAGGAACAAUCCUCCGAAUACGUAUGACAGCUCCACAGAGGCUCCAACCUUGGAGGAAUAUAAGAGCGUUAACAAGAGUCACAUCAACAUCAAGGACUCUAGAACAAGCCACCCGGCUUCUUUUCUCACUCUUACUGGCCACGAAGACAAACUGGUGCUCGAUGCACAUUACGAGAUAGUUCGCAAUAGGAUGGCCGGUGUCAAUGAGAAGAGAGAAUACAUUGAAGGCUCGAACCCAGAUAGCGUAUCGCUAAACCUAGUGGUAUUCAACUGGGGAAAUAUGGAUCGAGCGCCGGUGCCCGCAGGGAAUCCCAAAAAGAAGCUCAAACCUGAGAAGGGAUUCGAUUAUCACCCUCUUAUUGACAUGUGCUUCAACAAUUCAGCUCAUAUUACCCUCGUACUCGAGGCAGGAGCACUUGCGUCAGAGUACUCAAUCGCAACCAUGCGAAAACACGAAUACAGAGGGAUGCUAAUCCACUCUCCUCCCAAGGAGCCUGAGGCACCCUCAAUGUACAUCGGAGUCAAGGGUGACCCAACGACAGACAUCGCUCUCGUCCACCACUUUUACCGUCAUCGAACAAUGAAGCCUAAGAAUGGUGGUACCAAGAAGCGACUGUGGGCAUGCCACGGUGCGGUGUGCCGCCUCACAUUCGGGUACCACAGUACCAUACCAGAGGCAAAAGAAUGGGUCCACCCAAAUUCUGGCCAAAGGAUGACGAGAGACGAGUUCAUGCAGAUUAUCGGAUAUGACCCGCUCAAGGGCAAAAAUCCUGACAAGGAUGGACCCACUGAUGGCUCUUACCUCUCACCAGAGGCGUGCCUGACACUGUCGAACCUCGACCCUCCGCCGAUUCUCUGUGAAUGGAACGGCCAUGUCGAGGGUGAUGAGCCACCAGAGGAAGACUUUGAGACAUACGCAGAGAUCUUCUCACAAGAAGCAUCUAACGAUCUUGACGAGAUGUGGUGUACAAAAGGGCCUUACAAGGUCAUCACCAUCGCGAUCGUCCAUUUCAACUCGUUCAUGACUCAUAAGGAAGAACAGAGACGCGAACUGGUGAACGCGUUCCUCAACGAGAUUCUCCCUUUUAAACCGGAUGUGAUAGCGGGAGAUCUCAAUAAUAUUGCGUCGAGGCUCACCUUAAAAGGUGGAGACGUUCACCCGCGAAACAGUUUGUUUUCUCUAUACCUGGAGAAGAAACUUGCAGCAUUCAACAGAAUAGCAGGAAGGCACUCACAAGUGCGACAUCUUUGCUUGAACAACUCCGACCAGCACAGACUGGCACGUGCAGAUCGUCUACCGGCGGACCCGGCGAAGAAAGUAGCCAUCACAGAUAUGGAAGAUUCUGGGAGUGGCCACAGCCUGAACGUCCCAGCGAGCCUGAAGGUCCUCCUCCAAGAAGGAACAAGAGGACGAAUCCUCCAGUCGGAGAAGAAGAAGGAAGGCAUCGCGUCCACCGUCUGCUCCGAGCGGCAAGGCACUCAGAACAGUGGAGCAAACGCAGAGUCUACCAAGACUGAUGAAACUUCACUUCCAGACUCACUAACCAGUGAGCAAGACUUCUCCGUCUUCAGCAUCACGUGGAAUGUGUUCCUGCUGCUAAUGGGCUUACACUGGAUGUGGAAGCAGAUUACCAGGCGAAAGGAACAGUACCUUCUGAUCCUCCAAGACCAAAAGGUCCUACCAGAAGAGGAGGUCAAAAUCGGCGUAUUCAACGAAAGGCAGCUAGAGAAGCCCACAACAGUGGACUCUGCACCUAUGCAGACGCUGCACUUGACCAAGCCAAUCAAGGAGAUGAAAGUGAAAGAUCAUGGGCGUCCUCAGACGGCAACUCCAGUCAGCUCACAAGCUGCUCCAAAGGCCGAGCCAAAGGCGACAACAUCCAACCAUGGAUAUGAUACUGCAGAUGCCGCCUUCACCAGGGCUGAGAACAGAUUACUCGGAAUCUUUUCAAGUUCCGAAGAAGACCACUCAGACCCGGAUGAGCCACAUCCGAACGUUUACGCUCGUCGAGGUGUCCAGGAUAUGGUGAAAACAGCUCCACCGGGGUACAUCCUCCUGGCGCAGCCAUGCGCGUCUUCUUCCACGGCAUCUGCACCGCAGAGAGCUAGCUCGGAGGUGCAGCCCGCAGUGCCCGCAGGCUCCACUUCGUUCGAUGCUCUGCAGGAGGCGCUGGGCUUGGACGAUCGCUCGGCUAAGCGCCUGGCUGCCCGGCUGCGUUCGCUUCCCAAGGCGGAGCUGAAGAGGCGCCUGCGCGUCCUUCAGGGACCCAGGGGUGCUGAGGACGACGAACCUGCAAGGAAGAGAGGCAGGCCAAAGGCUGCUGCUAGCCAGCCCAACCAGGCCCUGGCUUUGACGAGCAUGGCUGAAGAAGGCGUCCGCGCCGAGGCUUACAUCAUGUCCGAGCCAGAAGUGGAGCUCUUCGGCCUCGCGUGUGGGGACGCUGCGCGAUGCUUAUUGUCAUGGCUGGGCUUAGCUGACCACUGCUGCCUGCGCGCCAGCUCGCGAUCGGCGUCGUCUGUGGUGAGGUAUGCGACUUGGCUACAUUGUCGCACCUUUGUCUAUGUCUCGACCCAGUUCGAACCGCGCUUCCAAAAGUGCAGCGCGCGGGGGCGCGUGCUUCCGCUGCCGCCAGACUCGGUCAGCCGCCGUCUAGUCCGCUUCUUGAGUCAGCCGCAGCAUGCCGCCUUCAUCGAGAGCUUGGACCUGCAGUUUGCCCCAAUCGCGGCCUUGGAGUCGCCGGAGCUUCAUCUGGCCCUGAGGAAUGCCAUGCCACGCUUGGGCUCCGUGCUGCUUCCAACCGGCGGCUGGAGUGCCCCCUGUGAGCGGCAACGCUUGCUCGCCAACCUCGGGGCAUUGGUUUCCGUGAGCUUCGAAGGGCCUGCUCGUGCCAAAGGCGAUGGGACGCUGAAGCGGCUAGCCUACUACGACAAGAAGAAGGAGGCCAGUGACUCCGGCUACCAGCUGCAAGUGUGUGAUGCGCCCUCGGCAUCCGUCGACUCUGCAAACAUGCUCGGGCUGCCUGACUUGAUUCCAAACUGGAAGCGCACCUCCGAGAAGUUGACGUUCUUCUGCGAUGCUUUCGGGUUUAUUUGGUAUGGCCUUGCAGCGGCUGCCUAUGGCAGCCACAAGACUGCCAAAGGUGCAUCCGACGGAUUCGACCCCGACAGCACCGGCGGCUGCACGACAGGCGCUGGGUCCGAAAAGGACCCUGCAAACAACCCAAAAUUCAUGGCCACCCUCAACGACAAGAGCAUCGGAAAAGUGAGCGAGAAGGGCAAGAGGGCUUUGCAGACGGUCGUGAGCACAUUGAAGGUGCAUCUUAUGAGGACAGCGGUGAACCGAGGGGUGGUCGAUGAAAUUCAUGAGUGCAUGAUGGCGAUGCAUGAGAAAUACAAGUCCAGCAAGUGGAGCAGCGAGGCCUUUCGGUCAGCGAACUGCUCCGCUGGGCGUAAUCAGGGCACUCUGCUCAAGAAAUCAGCGCACGUGAAACCAAACGAGGCACUUUCGAAAGAGAAGCCUGGUAUCAUCCUCGAGGGCGGCCCAUGGGCCGUCAGAACUCACUUGUUCGACUCGGCCGUUUUGGAGGAUCUGUUGUUCAAUACGCCGUUUUUCGAGCGUCGCUCGAUAAAACACACGAGCAUGCCCGGGUUGUGUCAGAGGAUGAGGAAGCUCGCGGCGUCUUACGACUACACCGCGUCCCUUGAUUUCGGCGCAUUUGACGGAUCCCUGGGGUCUACCCCGCCUGGAGCACUCCGCACCUCCCUUGCAGCCUUCGAUGCUGAGGAGGCACUGGGAUUGGACGCUUCGGCGGCCAAGCGGCUGGCCGAGCAGCUUCGGUCGCUUCCCAAGGCGGAGCUGAAGAGGCGCCUUCGCGUCUUGUGGGGCAUCGACGGUGCUGAGGACGAACCGGCGAGGAAAAGAGCGCGGCGAAGCACAGCGCAGAAGACAAUGGGGCCCACGAAGCUGGCUAGGGCUAGCAAGGCAUUUGCCCUGAGCAUGACUCCAAGUAGCUCCAGUGGGGAGGCUUACGUCAUGCCCGAGCCAGAGGUGGACAUAUUCGGUCUCGCGUGCGCAGACGCCGGGAGAUGCUUGUUGGUCUGGCUGGGCUUCGCCGAUUGCUGCUGGCUGCGUGCAGCCUCGCGGUCAGCGGCGUCCGUGGUGAGGCCCACACAACCGGCUGCGUCCACGUCGCAGGCUGCGGUGUGA